Oncorhynchus gorbuscha (pink salmon) is the source of this 4022-nucleotide messenger RNA. Its product is annotated as ATPase family AAA domain-containing protein 2-like. Gene Ontology annotation, biological process: positive regulation of transcription by RNA polymerase II. The record is from RefSeq and is a predicted model, not a curated record. NCBI's taxonomy places the organism in Eukaryota, Metazoa, Chordata, Actinopteri, Salmoniformes, Salmonidae. Bases 139 to 3969 code for a protein of 1276 amino acids. Gene Ontology annotation, cellular component: nucleus. Gene Ontology annotation, molecular function: ATP binding; ATP hydrolysis activity; chromatin binding. The transcript has 30 exons.
AGGUUUGCUAGAACCUUGUUCACAAUUCGCAAUUAUAUCGAGAUAGACCGAUGCAUACCAUUGUUAACAUUGCACUUGUGAAUAAUUGUCCGUAGUAUUAGCUAUUCAACCCCAUAAAUGCGCACUUAAUUCAACACAAUGGUGAUUAUAGGUAGAAUUUCGGACGCAGACCAAUCAACAAACCAAAAGUCUUCACAACCAGACGCCGAUUUUCAAUCCCCGCAGAAUUUACCGAGGAAGUCCGCACGCUUGACUAAGGGAUAUGUUGAUGAGAAGGAACGGCAUAUUAUCUCCUUGGAAGAGCUAAAUGAGCAAAUACCAGAGAACGGGAGACCUGUCAGAAAGAUAACAAGGAAAUCACCCAGGUUUCAGGUCAAUGGGGCCAGUGAAGAUGACCAAAGUGAGGGGUCCCCUAGACCUGGAGGAUCCCAGGGGGUUUUGAGACGCAGCACCAGAACCACCAGGGACCAACAGUCCAUGAUCUACAACUGCCUCAUCACUGAUACUGCUGAGGCGGUCCUCCACAAGAUUGAUGACAUGAAGAUGUGCCGCCACUUGAAAAACUCCAAACAAUCAAUGAUGUAUUCUAAAGCCCAGCGAAAGAAGACUACCGACUCUCCAACAGUAAAAACAGUUUCCAAACAAGAAACUGAAGAGUACUCUGAUGACGGUGGAGAUGAUGAGGACGACGAUGAGGAUGACGAUGAUGAAGACGAUGAAAACGACAAUAACGGCAAGCGCUAUGAACCUCGACAGAAAAAAGCGGUGGUUCGUUACCAUGCGCCACUGGAUGAAUCCAGGAAUCAGCCGCCCAUGUUUUUUGACCGUCAGGCAACUUCCACUAGAGGGAGCUACCGCAUCAGUGCCUCAGUGCCCAGGAGUGCCUAUACUACCAGCCGAAGGAGUGGCAGGAUUGGGUCUAUAGGCAGGAAAAGGUAUGCUUGGCACACGCAGGAAGCCAGCUCCUCUGAUGAGGAUGACUCCUCUGAUGAGGAAGACGCAGAGCAAGAAGCCAAGAACAGGUGUCUGCCUCUGAAUUUGCGCAAAGAGGACAUUUUGGGAAUCCAUAAGGACAGAAUGAAGAUGGGUGCGAGCCUGGCGGAUGUCGACCCCAUGGUGAUUGACCAGUCGGUGCGCUUUGACAGCGUUGGCGGUCUGACAAGCCACAUCUCUGCCCUGAAAGAGAUGGUAGUCUUCCCUCUGCUCUACCCAGAGGUGUUUGAGAAAUUCAAGAUCCAGCCCCCAAGGGGCUGCCUGUUCUAUGGUCCCCCGGGUACGGGGAAGACCCUGGUAGCUAGAGCGCUGGCCAACGAGUGCAGCCAGGGGGACAGGAAGGUGGCCUUCUUCAUGAGGAAGGGGGCCGACUGCUUGAGCAAGUGGGUGGGCGAGUCGGAACGCCAGCUCAGGCUGCUCUUUGACCAAGCCUACCAGAUGCGGCCAGCCAUUAUCUUCUUUGAUGAAAUCGAUGGGCUGGCUCCGGUUCGCUCCAGUCGCCAAGACCAGAUACACAGUUCCAUCGUGUCCACCCUGUUGGCCCUGAUGGACGGCCUGGAUAGCCGAGGAGAGGUGGUGGUGAUUGGCGCCACCAACCGACUGGACUCCAUCGACCCCGCCCUUAGACGCCCCGGACGCUUCGACAGGGAGUUCCUCUUUGGCCUCCCUGAUCGUGAGUCCCGGAAAGAUAUCCUAAAGAUUCACACCAGACAGUGGAGUCCUACACCGUCCGAUCCUUUCCUGGAGGAGUUGGCUGAUAAAUGUGUUGGCUACUGCGGUGCCGACAUCAAGGCGGUGUGCGCCGAGGCAGCCCUCUGCGCGCUACGCCGCCGUUACCCCCAGAUCUACGGCACGUCCCAGAAGCUCCUGCUGGAUGUGGGCUCAAUCAACAUCAACAGCAGGGACUUUGUGGCCGCCAUGAGGAAGAUGGUGCCAGCCUCCCAGAGGGCCGUGUCGUCCCCUGCCAAGGCCCUGACCCCCGUGGUCACGCCUCUGCUGGGCCCCGAACUCACCAACGUGCUGGACGCACUGCAGAAGGUCUUCCCCCACGCCGAGCAGGGCCUCAAGAGGAAGAGGGACACAGAUCUGACAGCUAGCAUUCUGGAGGAUGACCUCAUGUACAGUGGGGAUGAGGGCCCCUCAACCAAUAAUUCCAUCACCAAACAGACCACCACCAAAGGGAGCUUCCUCCAUUUUGCCAGGAGUGCGACCUGCCACCCCACCACCUACCGGCCCAGGCUGCUGCUGGCCGGGCGUCCUGGGGCGGGUCAGAGCUCCCACCUGGCCCCCGCCGUGCUCCACGCCCUGGAGAAGUUCACCGUCUACACCCUGGACAUGGCCGUGCUGUUUGGAGUCAGCUGCACCUCCCCCGAGGAGGCCUGUGCUCAGGUGUUCUGCGAGGCCAAGCGGACCUCCCCCAGCAUCCUGUACAUCCCCCACAUCCAGCAGUGGUGGGACACGGUGGGCCUGACCCUCAAGGCCACAUUCCUCAGCCUGCUGCAGGACAUCCCCUCCUUCUCCCCCAUUAUGCUGCUGGCCACCAGCAACGUGGCUCACCACGACUUGGCUGACGAGAUCCAGACUCUGUUCCGGUUGGAGUACGGAGAAGUGCACUCUAUCAAAACUCCCACCCAGCAGGAGAGAAGGAAGUUCUUUGAGAAUCUCAUCCUUAGCCAGGCUGCCAGGGCACCUGCUUCCAAGAAGAAAGCCUUGAUGCAUGCCAUGGAGGUGCUCCCCCUUGCCCCUCCUCCUCCCCCCAGGCAGAUGAGUGAGAGGGAGCGUCUGCGUCUGGAGGAGCAGGAGGAGGACACACUCAGGGAGCUGAGGCUGUUCCUGCGCAACGUCACCGAGCGCCUCUCCCAGGACAAGCGCUUCAAGGCCUUCACUAAGCCUGUGGAUGUCGAAGAGGUUCCUGACUAUAUUAAGGUGAUCAGGCAUCCCAUGGACCUCUCCACUGUGCUGUCCAAGGUCGACCUCCACAAGUACGUGACCGUCAGGGAGUUUGUCAACGACGUGGACCUGAUCUGGAAGAACGCCCUGGAGUACAACCCUGACAGCGACCCAUCUGAUCGUCAGAUUCGUCACCGGGCUUGUGCCCUGAAGGACACGACCCACGCCAUCAUCCGUGACGAACUGGACGAGGACUUUAACAGGAUCUGUGAGCAGAUCAGAGAGUCACGCAACAAGAGAGGGUGCACGUCAUCAAAGUUCGCCCCCUCUUACUACCAGACCUUGCCCAGAGAGGAAGGGUUCGCAGAGUCCAAGAGGCCAGGCGGUAACACUGGCAAAGACGCCAGCACCCCGUUCACUGCCAACACCCCACGGCCCGCACAGAACGGCUAUGGAGACUCCCCUAUGGAGUGUACCUCGGAGAAGACCACUGCCGAGGAUGUGGAAGAGGCCUGUGUUACAGAGCAGCCCAUCACCCCCAUUCCCAAUGGAGACUGGCAACAGCAAGCUCAAGACCCCACAGAAGAAUCACACAGGUCCAGUCUGGGGUCUAAGCCGGUCUGUAUUAGAGUCCAGGACACGGGCAGCGAAGCAAGCUACUGCUUCUGGCCGACGGGAAUCGUUCAGUCAGUCUCACUGAGCUCCGGAGCUCCUGCUGUUGGAGCUCUAACUCAGCACAACGCAUCAGUUAAAGGGAUAUAUCCACUUCUUGACUUAUUUAAAUACUCUUGUGAAAAGAGGCGUGUGACCCGUGCCACUAGGACUCUGGUGCAGCAGCAACAGCAGUUGAUUGACGUGGACAAGGCCCUGGAGAUCCUGACCCAGAAGACCCCUCAGCUGGUUGUGGACCACGACAAACUCAAGGAAUUGCUCAAAAGAGCUGUGUCCAAGACUGAGGGUUAUGAGGUGCAUCAGCUGGAGAAGCUCUAUGCGUUGUUGUGUCAGAGCAUCUACAGGUACCGCAAGAACUUUGAUAAGACUGAGCUCGUACAGGAAAUGAAGGGAGACAUUGACAACUUUUCCUAACUUCGCUUGAUGUUUUGCUUAUUUCCAUAUUGUAAUAAAAUAUGAUGCAUUUA